AUGGCGCUGCCGCUGCCGGGGGCGCCGCUCCGCACCGCGGCGCUUCCGCGUUCUGCCACGCCGAAACGCGUCCCCCGCCCCGGCCCCCGGCGCCUCGCCACGCGUUCCGCCGCAACUCAGGCGAUCCGACAAACCCCUGAGCGGCCUUGGCAGCGCGGGCACCGAGGAGAGUCGGUGACUCCCGCCCCGCAGCCCCUCUCGCCCCGCCUCGUAACCUGCAGGCGGGAGGGACGCGGCCGCGGCGCUACCGGCGGGCCGCUGUUUCCGGGGGGGACCGUAUUGCGGGCGGACCGCGGGCGGGCGGGCGGCGGCAGCGCGGGCCCCGCUCCCGCCCCGCUCCUCCCCUUCCCUGCCUGCCCUUCCCUCCCUGCCCUCCCCUCCUCUUCCCUUCCCUCUUCCCUUCCCGCCCUCUCCCUGGGCGGCCGGCGGGAGCCAUGCACGGCGGCGGCGGGGCGGCGGCGGCCGGGCGGCGGUAGCGGCGAUGGCGGGGCCGGGCGCGCUGCAGCGGGCGCGGCGCCUGUGCCACUGGGGCCCGGCGGUGGCGCUGGCCGUGGUGGCCGUGUGCUCCGCCACCGCCAUGGCCGACGCCGCGCUCUGGUACUGGCCGCUGGACACGGCCGGGGGAAGCGUCAACUUCGUGAUGCUGCUCAACUGGACCGUCAUGAUCCUCUACAACUACUUCAGCGCCAUGUUCGUGGGCCCCGGGAAAAAUCUCAGGAUUGCAUGUAUCUCCAAUACUGUAAAGUGUGUCAGUCUUACAAGGCACCUCGCUCACAUCACUGUCGGAAGUGUAACAGAUGUGUGAUGAAGAUGGAUCACCACUGUCCUUGGAUCAACAACUGUUGUGGAUACCAGAAUCAUGCAUCUUUCACUCUGUUUCUCCUCUUAGCUCCACUGGGAUGCAUUCACGCUUCUUUCAUAUUUAUUAUGACAAUGUACACUCAGCUUUACAACAGAAUAUCUUUUGGAUGGAGUUCUGUGAAGAUUGACAUGAGUGCAGCCAAAAGAGACCCUCGUCCCAUUAUUCCCUUUGGACUCUCUGCAUUUGCUGCAUCUUUAUUUGCCUUAGGACUGGCAUUAGGAACAACUAUUGCUGUUGGUAUGCUGUUUAUUAUCCAGAUGAAAGUCAUUUUGACAAAUAAAACUUCAAUCGAAUCCUGGAUUGAAGAAAAGGCCAAAGACAGAAUCCAGUACUACCAAACGGGUGAGACCUUUAUCUUCCCCUAUGAUAUGGGAAGUAAAUGGAAGAACUUCAGGCAAGUGUUUACAUGGUCUGGGAUUCCUGAGGGAGAUGGCCUGGACUGGCCAGUUAGAGAUGGAUGUCACCAGUACAGUUUGACGAUAGAGCAACUGAAACAGAAAGCAGACAAGCGAGUAAGAAGUGUGCGGUAUCGAGCCAUAGAAGAUUACAGUGGCGUCUGCUGCCCUGUGACUAAAGGUGUUAAAACAUUCUUCACAACACCGUGCACUGAAGAACCUAGAAUUGCACUGAGUAAAGGGGAUCUGAUUUUAGCCACCAGAGGCUUAAAACACUGGAUGUAUGGUGAGAAGAUUCUCAUCUCAGCUGCGGAUGACCUCUUGCUUUGGACUAAACAAAAGUUUUGCCUGCCAGAGGGUAUGUUGGAUUCUGUUGUUUCUUCCAAGCAACUGUUAAUUCAUUGCAUGUGCAUUUCAUAUUUGCACAAGCUUCCCAGAUGCUGAAAUAAAUCUUCCAUCCUCCUCAGCAUUGGUAGAGACACUGCUGAAAUACUCAUACAAGUAAAAGCAGUUACUGCAUCUCAAAAAAGAGGAAGAUCAACUAAUGAGAGGAAAACAGAGAAAAAUUACAAUAAUUAUAAUAAUAGAAAAUGUGAGUUAUAAGGAAAAGCCAAAAGAAUUGGGAUAGUUUACCUGGAAAGGAGUAGGAAAUGAGAGACAGCCUGGGUAUGAACAAAUAGUCAUCACCUGUGUGAAAGUCUGUGGUAGACAAGUUUGUUACCUGCUUCCUGUGCCCUUGCUGUGUAGAAAAAGGAGCUGUAAACCUGUUUUAUAGACAGAAAGAUUCAGAUAGUGUGUGAAGAUGAAUUUUUUCAAGAAAGGUAGAGCACUGAAAAGCUUUGGAGAUGUCUGAAAACAUUUUAGGUAGUUGGAGAGAAUCCAUGCAUCCCCAGGCAAUGAUGUUAGAAAUUACUUAGAUGUUCUGUCUUGUAGAAGAAAAUAACUUAGGUAAGUGCUUGAUGUCUCUUCCAGUCCUGUGUUUUUCCUCAGUAGUGGG
Molecule: messenger RNA, 2254 nt
Organism: Passer domesticus (house sparrow)
Lineage: Eukaryota; Metazoa; Chordata; Aves; Passeriformes; Passeridae
Gene: ZDHHC6
Product: zinc finger DHHC-type palmitoyltransferase 6
Exons: 10
Coding region: 1-1701 (566 amino acids)
Biological process (GO): protein palmitoylation
Cellular component (GO): Golgi apparatus
Molecular function (GO): palmitoyltransferase activity; protein binding
Source: RefSeq, a predicted model, not a curated record